Messenger RNA from Abrus precatorius (Indian licorice), 3426 nucleotides. RefSeq lists its product as uncharacterized. Gene Ontology annotation, molecular function: zinc ion binding. The coding region runs from base 303 to 2993 and encodes 896 amino acids. The record is from RefSeq and is a predicted model, not a curated record. Lineage: Eukaryota; Viridiplantae; Streptophyta; Magnoliopsida; Fabales; Fabaceae. The transcript has 6 exons.
AAAGAAAUGGUUACUUUUUUUAUCACCGAAAAGGGUGAGUAUUGAGCCCAAAACAAAAGGAAAAUGGGUUGUGAAAGUGGGUCAAUGGGUCGAAGCAUUUCUUGGCAUAAAUCUUGUCUUUAUUUCCUCGUUCGGCUUUAGAAACAGCACUGAAUUGCUUCUCUAUCCCAAAGCUGUGUAACUCUUCUGCCAUGUUUUCUCCUCUUCUUUUCUGGCGACAGUGAGAAAUCACAAACCUUGCUGCCCUAAGGUCUAUUUCUCUGUCUCUUUCUAAGGCAAGUUGCAUUUAAUGUUCAUCUACAAUGGCAAGAUGGGAUGCAAUCCUCUCUCUUCCAGUUCAAAAUCCUCCCACAUUGGAAUUUUCUGCUGUUGACCUAGUGUGGUCAAAAGUGGAAGGAUGGCAUGAUAAAUUAGAUAGAGUUGCUCUAAUUCCUUUUGCUAGAGUUGAUGAUUUUGUGAGGGGUGAAUCUAAUAAUAAAGAAUGUCCUACAAGAUUUCAUGUUGAAGCAAGGCGUCGACGGUCUCCAUCAAUGUCUUUCAAGCCAAAGGUUGAUGGGAUACUGGAGUAUAUUUUGUAUUGGUGUUCCUUUGGUCCUGAUGACCAUAGAAAAGGCGGCAUUGUUCGACCAAGCCGUACUACUUACGUUCCAAAGAAAAAAAACGCUGGUCGACCAAAUACUAAGAGAGGUUGUACUUGUCACUUUAUUGUGAAACGCCUCAUAGCUGAACCAUCAGUUGCCCUAAUCAUAUAUAAUGAUGAUAAGCAUGUGGAUAAAAAGGGUUUGCCAUGCCAUGGUCCCCAGGACAAAAAAGCUGCUGGUACACGGGCUAUGUUUGCCCCAUAUAUCUCAGAAGAUCUCCGACUUCGGGUUUUAUCUCUUCUAUAUGUUGGAGUCUCUGUGGAAACCAUUAUGCAGAGGCACAAUGAAUCAGUUGAGAGACAAGGUGGUCCAUGUAACCGUGAUGACCUUUUGACCCAUCGUUAUGUUCGACGACAAGAGAGGGCAAUCCGUCGUUCUACAUAUGAGCUACAUGAUGAUGAUGCUGUUAGUAUCAGCAUGUGGGUUGAAAGCCACCAAAAUCAUGUUUUCUUCUAUGAAGAUUUCUCUGAUUCAGAUCCAUUUACUUUAGGCAUUCAAACUGAGUGGCAGCUGCAACAAAUGAUCAGAUUUGGGAACCGUGGUCUGCUUGCUUCAGAUUCAAGAUUUGGUACAAAUAAAUUACAGUACCCCAUUCACAGUCUUCUAGUGUUCAACUCGGACAAGAAGGCCAUUCCUGUGGCUUGGAUAAUAGCACCAAGGUUUUCAAGUUUGGAUGCAAAUCGAUGGAUGAGGGCUCUUUACAAUAGAGUUCACACCAAAGAUCCUACUUGGAAGUUGGCUGGCUUCAUAGUAGAUGAUCCAAUGUAUGAUGUUCUAGCAAUCAGGGACGUAUUUCAGUGUUCAGUAUUGAUAAGUUUUUGGCGAGUUCGUCAUUUGUGGCAUAAAAACAUAGUAAAGCGUUUGGAAACUGAUAUGCAGAUAAAGAUAUCAAAACGGCUUGGGUGGAUAGUGGAUAAUAUUUGCCGCCUUCAAGGAAAGAUGCCACUUUUUGAAGAUUUCAUGGAAGACUUCAUUGAUGAAUCCAAAUUUAUGGACUAUUUCAAGGCCACCUGGCAUCCUAGAAUAGGAGCAUGGACCAAUGCUCUUCAAACUCUUCCUCUUGCUAGCCAAGAGUCCUGUGCAGCAAUGGAGUUUUACCACAACCAACUGAAGGUCAGGUUGUUGAAUGAGAAAGACAUCAGUGUCUAUAAGCGUGCUGAUUGGUUGGUUGACAAGUUGGGUACAAAAGUCCAUGCUUAUUUCUGGCUUGAUGAGUACACUGGAAAAGAUGAUUUUGCGCGAUAUUGGAAAAAUGAAUGGAUUAGUGGUUUGACAUCAUGGCGCAAAGCACUAAAGAUUCCAGAUACCAAUGUCUUACUGGAAGAUGGAUGUGCCAAGGUUACUGAUCAGCAUGAUCUAGAUAAAGCUUAUGUUGUCUGGAAUCCUGGUUCAACGUUGAGCAUUUGUGAUUGUAGUUGGGCACAAGAUGGCAACCUUUGUGAACAUAUCCUGAAAGUUCUUAGUAUCUGCCGAAGGAGAGGGUCCAUUUUACCAUCUAUCGGCUUAUUUCAGUAUCAGCAGGCACUAAAUAAGAUGUUGCAUUGCCCACCUUUUGAUUCUUUAAUUCGUGAUCACGCUGUGUCAUUGGCAGUUUCAGUCCAGAAGCAGUUAAAUACACUACUCGAUAAAGAAGGCAUCCAGACUGUUAUGGAUCCCCAUGAGAAACGGAUCAUUAUUGAUGUUCAACAAGAAAGCUCCAGGGUAGUCUCAACUAACCAGGAUCAGGACUUAGUAAGUCAGAUGUGUGUCAUCAAUGACGUUUUAUUACAGGAUGGUGAUGGCUGUGAGGAUAGAAAUGAAGGCCCUGGAUGUGCAAGCGUGAUGAAUGAUAUCGCUGAUCAUGUAGAUCAUGGCAGUACUAGAAACAGCAAACCAAUUGAGAGCGUUGGAGAGGACAGUUUGACUGCUGACAUGGAUCUUGACCCACCAUCAAUUUCUGUUUCCCUUCCCAGAUUGCAGUCGGUUGAUGAGACUGUUUCAGGUACUGCAAUCCAAGAGAACAAAGAGUGGGAUUUGUCUACUACAGGAAAUGAGAUUUCAGCUUCCAAUAAUUGUGCUGUGUCUAAUGAUAAGAUUGAAGAAAAUAUUUUAGAUACAGGUUGCAAAGAUUGUGUUAUGGAUGUGGAUCACCCAGCCUUAGAUGACCCCUCUUCAACAACAUUGGAUGUGAAGCAUAGUGAAACACUUGAGAAUGGUGUCAAUGAUGUUCCCAGAGUUUUUUCUUGCACGAUAGAUGGUGAUAGCCACUCGAGUUCUCCAUCCACUGCUACAGCUGUUAAGCCACCCGCAAUUGAUAUGGAUGAAAAUUCAGGUAUCAUCAAGAAGGAUGUGAGUUUGGGAUCAAAUACAUGAAAGAGAGCAUAAAUCAAUACACAGAUGACAGUUAGAUGUUGAUGCCAAUAAAGAGUGGGUUAGUGAGACUAAUUCUUUUAAAAAUUAAAAUCUCUUACCCUCAAAUAUUACAUGUCUAGAUAAUGCUAAUAAAGUUCUGCUCUAGUGAGGUUAUUAAUCUGCUUGAAGCUGUCAUAGCACUAACUUUGCUGAUAAAACUUCAUCACAACAAAUUGCUGAGCUGAUACUCCCUUCGAUUCUUCCUUGUCCUUAUCUCCAAUUCAUCAGUUGAUGCAUGUGAGAUUAUAUCUAUUCUUUUCUCAGUAACGAAAAUUGUGCUGAUUAGCUAAGCUAUUGUACUUGUGUAAAUACGAGUCCUAAUUUCUAUGGAGUUACAUUUAAUUCACCAAGAUAUUCUGAUUUGUUAUGGAUAGGAAAGGAAUGUCGCUUCUUU